Carica papaya (papaya) is the source of this 1145-nucleotide messenger RNA. Its product is annotated as enoyl-CoA delta isomerase 2, peroxisomal-like. Gene Ontology annotation, biological process: fatty acid beta-oxidation. Gene Ontology annotation, molecular function: delta(3)-delta(2)-enoyl-CoA isomerase activity. Gene Ontology annotation, cellular component: peroxisome. The record is from RefSeq and is a predicted model, not a curated record. NCBI's taxonomy places the organism in Eukaryota, Viridiplantae, Streptophyta, Magnoliopsida, Brassicales, Caricaceae.
ACCAAAUUAUAACAUUUCGAUAUUCCGGGUCUUGUCAAAGACAAAACACACAUACCAAGGUCUCUCAACUGCUUCCUCUGUAUAAUCCUGCCCCACCAUGUGCACUUUAGAGAAGCGCUGUAACCUCUUUAUUCUAACCCUCACCGGUGACGACGAACACCGGCUGAACCCCGAUUUGAUCAGCUUGAUCCUUUCAACUCUCGACGGAGCCAAGUCCCAGGCCACCCGUGGCUCCGUUCUUAUCACCACAGCCCAAGGUAAAUUCUUCUCCAAUGGCUUCGACCUCACAUGGGCUCAGGCUGCCGGAUCCGUCUCCGGGGCCCGAGACCGCCUGCACCACAUGGUUGAAUCUUUCAAACCGGUUGUAGCGGCGUUCCUUUCCCUUCCCAUGCCGACAGUCGCAGCCAUUCCGGGCCACGCCGCCGCCGCAGGAUUCUUGCUGGCCCUCUGCCACGAUUACGUGCUCAUGAGGCGCGACAGAGGCGUGCUCUACAUGUCCGAGGUGGACAUCGGGCUGUCAAUGCCAGAGUAUUUUGCGGCGAUGUUCAGGGCAAAGGUCAGCUCGGCUUCGGCUCGGCGGGAAAUCCUGCUACGCGGGGCGAAGAUAAAGGGGGCGGAGGCGUUGAACAUGGGGAUCGUGGAUACGGUGCACGAUAGCGCAGAUGAAGUGGUGGAGGAGGCGGAGCGCCUGGGCGAGCAGUUGUCGGCGAGAAAGUGGAACGGCGAGGUGUACGCGGAGAUCAGGAAGAGUCUGUACCCGGAACUCUGUGGCUUAUUAGGAUUGAGUCCCAAAGUUUUUGGAACUCCGAAGCUUUGAUCCACAAAAACACUCAAAAGAGAAUUCGAAAGAAAAAGAGAAUCCAUACUCCACUACCCAAAGGUUUGAAAUUCCGGAGAUAUCAGGGAUAAUCAAAUCGGAGGUAAGCUGGGUAAUCUAGUACAUGUUGGAUUUGAUUAUUGAAUGAUUGUAAGGGAGGAAUUUCCUUUUAAAUCAGAAACUAAGAAUAAAAAGAAAAAGGUGUAGUUUUUGUUUAAGUUAAUUACAUAUACUGUUGAUUGCUAAGUUAUGAUAUAACAAAAACUAUAUUGAUGGAAUCUGGAUUUGGUUUUAUUAAAGCCACUAAAUUGAGGGUUUUAGAGGAGUA